AUCUCUCUAUCUCUAACACAAUCAAGAACGAUGAUGAUGGAGGAGAAGAAGGAGCAAAAAGAAAACAUAUUCCGAUCAAAGUUGCCGGACAUCUACAUCCCAGAUCAUCUCCCACUUCAUAGCUAUUGUUUUGAAAAAAUCUCAGAAUUUAGUUCCCGGCCUUGUCUUAUCAACGCCUCCAACGACCAAAUCUACACCUACUCCGAGGUAGAGCUAACUUCUAGAAGAGUAGCCGCGGGUCUAAACAACCUAGGCAUAAACAAAGGCGAUGUUAUAAUGAUCCUCCUCCACAACUCCCCGGAGUUCGUGUUCUCGUUCCUCGGCUCCUCCUAUCGAGGGUCCAUCGCCACCGCCGCCAACCCAUUAUACACUCCCGCCGAAAUCGCCAAACAAGCCUCAGUCGCCAAGGCAAAGCUCAUCAUAACCAAAUCAUGUUAUGUCGAGAAAAUCUCCGAAUUCGCGAAGAUAAAUGGAGUGAGGAUCGUAUGCAUUGAUAAUAAUAAUCAUGAAUUUCUCCGUUUCUCCGAUCUUACUGAUGCCAGUGAACACGAUAUCCCCGAGGUUGAUAUAAACCCUAACGAUAUAAUAGCUCUUCCUUUCUCGUCGGGGACAACCGGUUUGCCCAAGGGUGUGAUGCUGACUCACAGGGGACAAGUCACCAGCGUGGCGCAGCAGGUUGACGGCGACAAUCCAAACCUCUAUUUCAAAAGUGAUGAUGUUAUCAUGUGCUUUCUUCCAUUGUUUCAUAUAUACUCCCUCAACUCGGUUCUCUUGUGCGGGCUUCGCGUUGGGGCGGCGAUCUUAAUCAUGGAGAAGUUCGAGAUCGUUCAUUUGAUGGAGUUAGUGCAGAGAUAUAAGGUGACGGUCGCUCCGAUUGUACCAACAAUCGCACUAGCGAUCGCAAAGAGUCCGGUUGUGGAUAAUUAUGACCUAUCGUCGAUCCGGAUAGCAAUGUCCGGCGGGGCGCCAAUGGGGAAGGAGCUGGAGGAUGCGGUUAGACCUAAGCUUAAGAAUGCUGUACUAGGACAGGGUUAUGGGAUGACCGAGGCUGGGCCGGUUCUUGCCAUGUGCCUCGGGUUUGCUAAGGAGGCUUGGGAGGUAAAAUCUGGAGCUUGUGGAACGGUCGUGAGGAACGCUGAGAUGAAGAUUGUUGACCCUGAUUCCAAUGUCUCGCUUUCGAGGAACCAGCCCGGAGAGAUUUGGAUUCGAGGUCAUCAAAUCAUGAAAGGUUACCUAAAUGACCCAAUAGCGACACAAGAAACAAUCGAUUCAGACGGAUGGCUUCACACGGGUGAUAUCGGUUACAUAGACGAAAACGAUGAGGUCUUCAUCAUUGACCGAUUGAAAGAAAUGAUCAAAUACAGUGGCUUUCAGGUUGCCCCAGCUGAGCUCGAAGCCAUGUUGAUUUCCCACCCAAACAUAGCUGGAGCUGCAGUUGUAGCAAUGAAAGAUGAACGUGCAGGAGAAAUUCCAGUUGCAUUUAUAGUUAAAUCGAAUGGUUCAGAAAUAAAUGAGGAAGAUAUUAUGAAAUACAUAUCAGAUCAGGUUAUAUACUACAAGAGAAUAAGAAAAGUGUUCUUCACCGAUGAGAUUCCAAAAGCUCCUUCGGGUAAAAUCCUUCGAAAAAACCUAAGAGCAAGGCUUGAAAAUUGAUCGGGAUGAGA
This is a messenger RNA of Impatiens glandulifera, 1664 nucleotides long. Its product is annotated as 4-coumarate:CoA ligase 1-like. Lineage: Eukaryota; Viridiplantae; Streptophyta; Magnoliopsida; Ericales; Balsaminaceae. The coding region runs from base 31 to 1653 and encodes 540 amino acids. The record is from RefSeq and is a predicted model, not a curated record. The transcript is spliced from 6 exons. Gene Ontology annotation, molecular function: CoA-ligase activity.